Molecule: messenger RNA, 2248 nt
Organism: Caenorhabditis sp. 36 PRJEB53466
Lineage: Eukaryota; Metazoa; Nematoda; Chromadorea; Rhabditida; Rhabditidae
Source: the annotation of a GenBank genome assembly
AUGCCUGCGGACUCCCUCCGCGAACGCCUCCGCAGUCGGAAUGCCGACUCUUCCCUGCUCAACACUUCACUGAAUUCCAACCGGUCGGCGUUCGAAGACAAAAUGUCGCCAGUGUGCAAAUCGAGAUACGCGAAUGACAAUCAGAGACUGGAGAAGCUGAGGUUCGUGUUGAAAACAACAGAGUCCCAAUAAUCAUUUCGAAUUCCAGGAUAGAAAACCUGGAAAUGAGAAUCAAGUUCCACCUCGGUCUUUUGCUGAUAUUUACUGUCGAUGUCAGUCUAUUUCUCGUUAUUCUUCUAUUAGUUUCCUUUUUCAGCAUUUUGUGCUUGGUUCUCCGCUCACUUCGAUUCUUCUUCUCUUCGGAUUUUUCUCUUCUUCCGUCAACUCCCUCGUUUCCUCAUUCAUUGUUCUUUAUUGCGCAAUCAUGACAAUUUGCUUUAUCUUUGAAACGAAGUUUCCCAACUUCAUGAGCCGUACGUCGUGAUUCUUGUUCCAACCAAUCCACUGAAAACUUUCAGGCGUGUUCCAGUACAAAUCGACCACAAAAGCCUGUGCAGUGCCCGAUCCAGCCUCUCCAUCUACCUCCAGCCAGAAUGUCCUCGACACAAGUGCUCAGAGCUCCGAUCUUUCCUGGGUGGAUGCCCAUAAAUUCGGCACUCCAUCCUUCAGAUCAGCUCAAGGAAAAACUUCCCCAACUCACAGAAGUUCUCCAAUUUUCUCCCACAUUCUGACAAACACCUCAGUCACCGACACGUCUGGAAUUCUGGAGGAGGCGGGCGGAUGGAAAAGCCCCGCAGCUUACACCAAAUCGACAGAGAGUAUUCACACGAGAAAACAGCUCGAAGUUCUUCUCAAGUCGAACAGAAAGGACGAGCCGAUCGAUAUGAAUGCAUCGCAGUCGUACCUGUCUUCCAUCUGGAGUGUUUUCGAUACCGGACGUCGUGGAAUGAAUGUGGAGAACAAGAGCUAUCAGCUUUCCGAGGAACUGACGGAAGAGUCAAAUCCCAAUUCAGGUGGGUAGAAAAGUGAUAGAAAAGACAUAAAAUGUGUGUUUGCAGCUUACCGAAUGAAAGUUGGCAAGAACGGAAGGACGGAAGUGAAAAUGUUGAGAAGGGGAAAAGACGGAGAAACGGAAGAGGAGGACGAGGACGAAUUGGUCCGUCUGCACAAGAUUAUGAAUGCUGCGAAGAAUGCUCCGGAAGGAAAGGUAAUGGUGAUUUCCUGGCUUCACGUGAAGUGUGUGUGUCUUCCCUUUUCAGGCUGGAAUUCUGAAACGUUCCAAUUCAGUCGACCGUGCUGGAAUCCGUAGUCGCCGCCGAUCUCACGGAUCACCGGAGAAAACGACGGGAAGCGAGAGCGAGAUCAGAUAUCGAACGGGCGAGCUGCUGUCGGAAGAACAGCAGAAGAGAGCCGAGUUCUUCGUCCGUUCCUGGCUCCGCAACACCGUAAUCCUCCCGUUGACCAAUCACAUCGAUGAAGUAAAUAAGAUUCUGGAGAAGGAGCACGCGAAUCCGCCGCUCCGCAUCGGCACCUCCUCAGUGGAUGCCCUCAAACUGGCGGCCAUCGAACGGGACGUUCUCAAGUCCUCCAAUCUGCCGUUCCUUCUUCCGUUCCUCAGUGUGCACUCUAAUCAGGCGUACCUCGUCAGCCGCGUCAAAGAACUCAGCGCUUCCGAGUUCAUGGACGUCUACAAAUGGAAUUCUGGCGGGUCGGAGCCGACGGAGGACAAUCGGGGCACGAGUCGUUUGACCCGUCGCGAGUGGAACGACUCUCUUCCGACGGACGCCCUCCUCGUCUUCGAACUCUUCCUCGUUUACAUGGAUGCUCAGCUCAAUUCAAACUGUCUCGUCGGAGAAAUGCGGUAUUUUCCCGCUCCGGAAUCCACCCCCAACAGUAUAUUUUCAGUCUCGAUCAGCCGUUCACCAGUCGUUUCUGUGUCAAGAAUCCCCGUAAGCCGUCAAGUGCUCAAAGAGCUCCCCUCAGUUUCUACCUUCAUUUGGUAAUUCUGCUUUCUCGUCUCCAAUUGAAUAUUGUCCCGUUCCAGGUCUCCCAGACACCUGCUCAAAUCGAAUUCGUGCGCGUCGACGAGAACGGCUCGCCCGUGAAGUGCAAUGUGCUCCGUCAGAGUCCGAAUCUCUUCCGUUCAAUUGCUCAGUUCGUCCACUACGUCAAACAAGAGAACCACGGAUAUCUCGAUCAGACGUCCAUCGGCCCGGCCGGCAUCAAUAUGACCUGCAUUUUCGCCUAA